CCGUUGCGCGGCCCGGGCCGGAAGUCAGCGAGCUCCCGGGUGUGUGUCUGGGUCUGACUGUGUCUCGCAGCGGCGCGCGAUCCGGAACGGGCACUGGGGAUUCCCGUCUUAGGCGUCACUACUGUCACUGCCAUCGCCCUCACGGAGCCGCUUCUAGAGGGAAGUAGACCCGGCCCUUCGCCGGGCAGAGAAGAUGUUGCCCCUGUCCAUCAAGGACGAUGAAUACAAACCACCGAAGUUCAAUCUGUUCGGCAAGAUCUCGGGCUGGUUUAGGUCUAUCCUGUCGGACAAGACGUCCCGGAACCUGUUUUUCUUCCUGUGCCUGAACCUCUCUUUCGCUUUUGUGGAACUACUGUAUGGCAUCUGGAGCAACUGUUUAGGUUUGAUUUCCGACUCUUUUCACAUGUUUUUCGAUAGCACUGCCAUUUUGGCUGGAUUGGCAGCUUCUGUUAUUUCAAAAUGGAGAGAUAAUGAUGCUUUCUCUUAUGGGUAUGUUAGAGCAGAAGUUCUGGCCGGCUUUGUCAAUGGCUUAUUUUUGAUCUUCACUGCUUUUUUUAUUUUCUCAGAAGGAGUUGAGAGAGCUUUAGCCCCACCAGAUGUGCACCAUGAGAGACUACUACUUGUUUCAAUUCUUGGGUUUGUGGUAAACCUAAUAGGAAUAUUUGUUUUCAAGCAUGGAGGUCAUGGACAUUCUCAUGGCUCUGGCCAUGGACACAGUCAUUCCCUUUUUAACGGUGCUCUAGAUCAGACACAUGGCCAUGUAGAUCAUUGCCAUAGUCACGAAGUGAAACAUGGUGCUGCACAUAGCCAUGAUCAUGCUCAUGGACAUGGACACUUUCAUUCUCAUGAUGGUCCUUCCUUAAAAGAAACAACAGGACCUAGCAGACAGAUUUUACAAGGCGUAUUUUUACACAUUCUAGCAGAUACACUUGGGAGCAUUGGUGUAAUUGCUUCUGCCAUCAUGAUGCAAAAUUUUGGCCUAAUGAUAGCAGAUCCUAUCUGUUCAAUCCUUAUAGCCAUGCUUAUAGUUAUAAGUGUUAUUCCUCUUUUAAGAGAGUCUGUUGGAAUAUUAAUGCAGAGAACUCCUCCUCUGUUGGAAAAUACUCUGCCUCAGUGCUAUCAGAGGGUGCAGCAGUUACAAGGAGUUUACAAUUUACAAGAACAGCACUUUUGGACUUUAUGUUCUGACGUUUAUGUUGGGACUUUGAAAUUAGUAGUAGCACCUGACGCUGAUGCCAGGUGGAUUUUAAGCCAAACACAUAAUAUUUUUACUCAGGCCGGAGUGAGACAGCUUUAUGUACAGAUUGACUUUGCAGCCAUGUAAUAAAGGAAAAGAAAUUAUGCUUUCUUUUGGACCAAAUUUUUCUGGUACUGUACAAUCCAAAACAUUGUACCCAGCUUUUUAAAAUAGAGAAAUUAUCACUACAACUCCCCAGCACCAAGUAGACCAGGUAGAGUCAGCUAAACGUUUGUGCUCUGCGGGGAGUUCACAGCUAAGGGAUCAGAAUUAAGAGGACAUCUCCGGGACUUUUGAUCUUUUCUUUUGUGCUCUUCCCUCCAAACCAUUACAGAGGUUUCAGUUUUUUGUUCCAGGGUGUUGGUUUGUCCUUUCUAUUUUGUGUUUUUGUUUUUUGUUUGUUUUCAUGCUGAAUUUCCUCACCCCACCCCCUCAUCCCAGCCAGUAAGAAAUUCAGAUUGUGGGCCUCCAAUCAUCUGAAAUGUCUUCACUGAAGCUUCUGGAAACCAAUGCUUUCAUUCCCAUGAAACCAGUGUUAUUUAAAAAAAAGAAAAAAAGAAAGAAAUGGAAAUCUGUUUUAUAUGUAAUGUCACAGUUGUUGACGUUCUUCAGUAUAAUCAUAUGUUUAUAAAAUUGUUUGUACCUUGCAAACUUAAGAACCAAACCAUAUUGGGUUUUCAAAGUGCCUUUGUAUCAGAAAAUGUAUUUGCCAGCAUAGAAAUGUACCAUCAAAGCUCAUGUAUAUUAUUUUUUAAAUGGAUAGUGUGUAAUCUGUACAAAAUAAGACUUUUGCUAGUAAUGUAUAUUGUCUUUUUGUGUCCUUCUAGCAUAGGUUUAGAUAUAUGAAAAUUUUCCUUUUAUUGUUUUAUCUCAUCAAAAAAUAAAAGGUAUUAAUUUGCUUUUUAAAACAAAGUCAAUUACUACAUUCAAUUACUUUGUGGCCUGUGUUUUUAUAACUUUGCAUAUGCAUCUGUUAUACAGAAAACUGUUUUAACUUAAAACAUGUGCUAAAUUCCAAAUUUCUAUAAAAGCUACUGUGUCUAUGAUAAACUUUCCUGUAUUUUUCCUUACCAUUUUUAUGGAUUUUAUAAUGAAAGGAAAAGGCAAUGUAGACUGAAAGCAGAAAUGGUUGUGACAGUGUUAUUUUGCUUUUCCAUUCUUCAAAUGCCAAGUCAGACAGUUUGUUUUCCUUUUUAAGCUUUAUACACAUACAGUUGCUUUCAGGAAUCCUAAAGAAGCAUUUUACUGAGUUUGAACUAUUAAAGCAUACAGAGCAAAUGUGGUUGUGUGGAACUCUUCCUAACACAGGUGUCUGAGAAGUAAAUAAGUUGAUUUUUUUAGGUCCUUGUGUAUUUUAAAAAUAAAAUUUCCAUUGGAGAUGACAAGUGCUUGAAUACUCUAAGUAUGGUCUGCUUUAUAAAGAGAUAUCUGUAUAUACAUUUUUCCAUUUUAUUUCAUUUUAUCACAACAUAUAUUUUCUUUUCACUUUAAAAAACUGAAAGUAUUGGGGGGAAAACACUGCAGGAUAGUAAUGAUUGUUAAGAGUAUAUAGCAAUAAUAAGUCUUUUUCAGUGAGGUGGCAGAAAUCGUUGAUUUUGUCCAAGUUUUGGAGUAUUUUUUUACAAUUUAUGAAUUAUUCUGUAUUAAGAAAAGUAGACCACUUUCUUCAUUCUAUCAUAAAGUGCUUGAGAUUGCCAUGAACUAUCAGUAAGUCUCUAUUUUGCAGAUAAAGUAGUGUUUUCAAAAGACGUUUGCUUACUGCCAGGCAGUUUGAAAACUAAGAAUUCCUGCAAUAGAAUGUGUUGACUAAAACAAUUGUUGAGGUCUUCUAAGAGGGAAAGUACAAAAGGAAAUGUUCUGAUUAUGGUAUUGCUUUUUCAUUACAAAUAUAAGUAGUCAUUUAGAAUUUUGAAGCCACUACCAAGUCUGUUAAAACUUUUGGAUAUUCUGUGGGUUUGGCAUAUUAUAGAAAAUGACAGAUCCAGAUGAAGGCAGAAAUUUUGGAUGUGUGCCUUUAAAAACUAAUUAUAACUAUACUGAUAUUUCACAUAUGGAGAUAAUUACACCGGUCUAUAAAUUUACCAGUGCGUUUUGAAGAUCCAGUUCUGCCUUUCCCUGGGCCCAAAAUUCUAAGUGGUUUCUUUAAAAUAUAUAUUUAUUUAACUACUCUGAGUACACAAAUGCAUGCUUAUGUUUUUCUUCCUUUGAUAAUGCAUAGAGUAUAUAGAGCGUUAGGCUGAUAUGAAACUCUAAUUUUGCAUUUGUUACAAGAGAUGGCCAGCUCAUGGUUGGAAUUAACAUUCAUUCUUUAAAUGUCAGUAUAUUUAUGUGUGCAAAAGUAAAAAAUUAAUGUAAGAAAAAACAGCUUUUUUCUCAUUCUUAGGAAAUACUUGGUCUUAUUAGUGUUCUUGGCACAUACGUAUUACUAAAGUAGAUAAUUUCACAGAGAAGUACUACCUGAUUAUUGUUAUAAAAUAGAAUGUAUCAAAUAUACAAUUAGAAUGCCCCCCCCCAAAAAAAAAGCCAAAAACAGUCUAUAUCUGAGCAUAACUUUGCCAAUAUUUUAAAAACCAAAAUAUUCUCUGGAGAACAAAUUUGUAUUGCCCAGGGAAAGUUUACCUUGUUUGGUAAACUUUCCCAAACAGAAAUACUAUAUUUAUUUUGUUUUUUUUAAUCUAGAUUAUUCAAGAUGAAGGGCUUAACAAGUACAACUUCCUCAUUUUGCUAACUCCCUGUGUAUCUUUGUGAAGGACAGUAUCUAGUGUACCUGUAGGUCAGUGUUCCUCAUGCUGUCAUCCCUACCAGUCAGUAACAGAUGUCAUUCACUGGCAUUGUGACUUCCAUUGUAUCCAGAAUGUUUGAGCAUUCUUGAAAGCCUAUAUAUAUAUAUAUAUAUAUCAGUAACCAAAAUACUGUGAUUUUGUGCACCUUUGUAAAGCAGCCAAAUCAUUAACUCAAAAUGCAGUUGGAGAUUAUUACUAUGGCAGCACCUUGUUAAAUAAUGCUGGAAUUUAAGAACUAUUGCUCUUGUAGUAUUCUACAUUGCUUAACAUAGAAUUUUACAUCUAAGCGGGAACUGUCCUUAGAAAACAGUCUGGUCUACCUCUCAUUUUACAGAUGAGAAAACUGGAGCCCAGAAAAGCUGUUAUUUACUCAAGGUCACAGAAAUAAUUAGCCAAGACUGGAAUUCAGACUGAAAAGCCAAGACUAGAAUUCAGAUCUUCUAAGUCCACAAUUCUUUAUACUCUAUUAUUCUGCCUCUCCAGUGUAAUAUUUGCCUUUCUGUAAAUGUGAUUAAAUAUCAUUUGUAAAUAAAGGCUAUUUGACCUCCAUUUUUGGUACAUUAAGGCACUUUAUAAAUGGGGCUUUAUUGUCUCAUUUUUCAUUUAUAAUUAUGAAGUUUGGAAUAUUUCCAUAGUAUUCUUUAUGGAAGAUUUUAUAAUUAAUUUUUUUACUUUUUACUUUUUUACUAUUAAAAACCAGUUCCUGACUUUAAAAAAAUGACACCUAUACAAUAGAUCCUUUUAACUUCUGAGUGGAUUUUUCUGUUAAUUGCCCAAGGCUAAAUCUAGCAAUUUAAGGAUUGCUUAGUUUUUAUUUUGUUUAUAUUCUGUGAAUUGGUACUUUUUAGAAACAAAGUUAAUUCACAAGGUCAUAUCAUUUCAGUUUUGCCACCUUGGUUUCCAGCCACUGGAGAGUUUUGCAUUUUAAAGAUUCUCAGAGCCAUGCAAAAUUGAACAUUAAACAUUGUAUAGAAGAAAUCUUUUAAUUCAGUAAGGUAAAAUUUUGAAGUCUUAAGCAGAACCCAAAAUGUUAAACUGCAACUUCCAGCGCUUCAUAAAAGCAUUACCUUGGGAAAAUUAAACUUUUUUUUUUCUUUUCGUCACCAUGUUCAAAACAAAAUUAUUUUCCAAUUCACAAGAACUUUGGUAGAAAAGGAAAUUAUUCUCUAAAGAACAUACAUUAAAAGUUUUAUCAGUGGAAGGAUUAUUUCAAGAUGUGAUCUCCCAGAAGCUUAGUGGUCCAGAUCUCAACCACAGACUCAAAUACAGUGAAAAAUUAUGUAUCAGAAAAAUAUUUGGAGAAAAGGAACAGAGAAUUAUAGUUCUAUUUAAAGUCCAAAUGUAUGUGAGUCUUUCUGAUGAGGGCAUCUUUGGUUUAUAUUUGACCAUUUCCUAACUAAAUUAUAAGGGGGUCGUGUGGGGAGAAUAACCUUUAUUAAUGAUUUAUGUGCCAGGUACUUUGUGUAGCCUUAUUCAUGUUAUCAUAUUUAAUCCUCAAAUUUCUAUAAAGAAUUUUGUGUGACUUUAUGAUUAACACAGCUUCUUCAAAUUUAUUUUCUCUUCUAAUUCUCAUCAACAUCCCUGUGGGAAAGGAAUUCUUACCCCAUUUUACAGAAGGAAGCUGUUUAAAUGACUUGCAUAGGGAAUAGGCAGUGGCAGAGCACUCUCUAAUCCAGUGCUGACAGCUUACUCUAUUUUACAUAUGUCAUUCAGCAAUAUUUUAAAGAUCCAAGAAGUUGUCGCAGAUCUAAACAGACUCUCCUAUAAAAUUAGUGAACAAUCACCAUGACAAAACUGAUAUGGGGGAACAGUCACUAUACAUUAUUUAGACUCAUUCCUUUUUUCUAUUCUCUCUUAUGCUUAUUUCCUAUCUUUGCUAUUCAUCUUAAACUGUGCAGGCUAAAAAGAGGAAUCAGGACUCCUUUAGGUACCUUUAAGACCAUUAAAAAAAAGAUGUUAAAAGUUUUAUUGAUACUCUUUGAGUGAACUGCUUAAGGGAUUGACUCAAAAGAUAGCACCCUUUGUGCCAAUAUGAGGAGAGAAACUAACUGCCCAGAAGACUUUAACUUAGUUUAUUAGGGAAUUAUCUCCCAAGAAGUAUAAACAAUUUUGCACUGCAGGAGAAGGAUAAGUAGGAUUUGAUUUACAUUACAUUUUAUAUGUAUCUUUUCAAAAGGAAAUCUAUUUCAUUAAUAGUAGUAAUCUAUGCUUAAACUUUAACUGAACUGUUAUAACAGCUUUUAAAACUUAUUUGUAAUUAUGAUCAUGAUGUUGGAAAACUUGUAAAAGAGAAUGUCUUUGUCUUAUAUAUCCUUUUAUUCCCAAACUUAGCAUGGGCUUACACUUACCUGCUCAAUAAAUGUUUGGCUAACUAGUGAGUAUUAUAGAUAGUAGUGGACUCACAAAUAAGGGUUAGAAACAGGUAAAACCAGUAAUUUACUGUUUAUUAUAGAAGACAUCUCAGCGUUUCUUUGGUAUUUCUGCACAAAUAAGUGACUUUAUAAUCACCUUGGCCAUUUUAUUUUCAAGUAGUCCUGUGAGCUGCUCAUUCUUUUUAAUACACAAACAGUGGAAGUAAACAGAUGUUAUUCAUUUUGUAUAUUGUUGGACAGGAAUUAGGCAGAACUGGGACUGUGCAACCUGGACCACUUGAAUUUUUAUAUUUUGUAUGACCAAACCAGGACCCACAGUCUCCUUUGUUAUUAUGGAAAUUUGCCAUAUUCAUGUUUUAAGGACUAUAAUGUAUCUUCUAUUUCAUUUAUCCCAGAUGUAUUAUCAUCUGAAACUCUUCCAGAGGUAUUUCUUGAAGGUGCUUGUAUAAAAACAACACUAUAUGUAUGCAUUCAUUAAGUGAUUUAAAUAUUCCCACAAUACUUUCUACCUUUUUUCCCCUCCAAAUACUAAAUUUUAGUAGAGCCUCCCUUUAUUUUUUUCACUUAUUUUUCAUCUCUUUUCAUUGUUGUUUUCACUGUAGAAUUUCCACUUGAUACUAGUGGGAAAAAAGAUUUAUUUUGAAUUUUAGUAUUUGAAUUUUAUGUCUCACAUAUUGUGCAUCAGUUAGCCUCAAUGAAGAUCCUAUUUUGAACUAGACAUAUCCUGUCAACAGUACAUCAAGUAAUUUCAUUGCUUCCUCAGUGAUUUUUUUCCUAAGUAAUAUUUUCCCCCAUCUUUUGUGAGUUUGAUAAAAAAGAAUGAGUCUCUUUUAUAUUGGAAAUAUUGUGAAUGAAAAAUUGGCAAAUCCCUUCAUAGUAUAUUCUAAACACCUCUACACCAAUUACCUCCCUGCUUUUAGUAGUUUUUAAACAUAUGGCCAAGUUAUUUGGGUCUCAUUCCUUCGGUGAAGAUUAUGGCAUCAGAACGUUUCCAAAAAUGUUUUGGUUACAAGGCUAGGUUGUAAUCUCAAAUCUCAAAGACUAUGUUGUAAUUUGGUUUGAAUAUGCUGCAGUGAGCAAUUAUGAUUUGCUUAUGUGCAAUACAACAAGUCCAUACUGUAUAUUUCACUUUUUCUACUUGAACACAUUCAUGUAUAUAUUUUGUUUAACCUUUCAUGUAUUUAAAAGAAUCAUGAACUGUAUCAAAAUUCUUUCAAAUAAAAUUUCUGUUUAAAAAUCU
This is a messenger RNA of Microcebus murinus (gray mouse lemur), 7632 nucleotides long. It is a transcript of the gene SLC30A7, whose product is annotated as solute carrier family 30 member 7. The record is from RefSeq and is a predicted model, not a curated record. Gene Ontology annotation, molecular function: zinc ion transmembrane transporter activity. Lineage: Eukaryota; Metazoa; Chordata; Mammalia; Primates; Cheirogaleidae. Gene Ontology annotation, cellular component: membrane; Golgi apparatus; cytoplasmic vesicle. Gene Ontology annotation, biological process: zinc ion import into Golgi lumen; intracellular zinc ion homeostasis.